UGUUACAUUGACUGCGUUUCCGGUUGCUAACGCCGUAUUUCGCCGACAGGCGGCGCACAACGUCACUCACUCGUGUAUCUAUAGUUUCCUUCUGUUUUGAAACCCAAGCCUAGUGAAUUAAAUCUUGAAAAUAAUUGUUAAGGUGGUUUAAAAGUGCUCUGAUUGUUGAUUAAAAUACAGCUACGAUGGAAAAGAGAGUCGCCUUGGAAUUACGGGGAAGAAACCCUUCACAGGUCAAGGAAUUGAACCUCGAUAACUGCAGGAGCACUAAUGUUGUUGGUUUGACAGAUGAAUACACAAACCUCGAAAUUUUAAGCCUUAACAAUGUUGGGCUUACAACACUCAAAGGAUUCCCCACACUUCCCAAACUGAGGAAAUUAGAACUCUCUGAUAACAGAAUAUCAAAUGGACUAAAUUUCCUCAGCGGCUGCAAAAAACUUACACAUCUGAACUUCUCGGGUAACAAAAUCAAGGAUUUGGAAACACUGAAACCAUUGGAGGAAUUUAAAAAUCUAAAGAACCUAGACCUCUUUAACAAUGAUGUUACUAAUAUUGAGGACUACAGGAACAAGGUGUUUGCCUUACACCCAGCUCUAAAAUAUUUAGAUGGCCUGGACAAGGAGGAUCGGGAGGCUGAAGACAGCGAUGCUGAGGAAGAGGAUGAAAUGAAUGGGAAUAAUGACAGUGAGGAUGAUGAUGUGGACAUAGAUUUGGGUCCGCUGGUGAUUGACGAUGAGCCCUCAGAUAGGCCGCCAGAGAGCAGAUCCUCUCUCCCUGUUGUAUUGUACACAAUUUACGGCCUACUAUUUCACAUGGGGUAUAUUACCAAAAGGUCUGAUGUGGAGGAAGAAGAGGAUGAUGACGAAGAUGACGGCGAUAUUUCACUCAGUGCAGUCUACAAUGAAAACCUUGAGGAGGAGAGCUCAGACAGCUCCGUGUACGAGGGCUCGGAGGACGAUGAGGAAGAUGACGACAGUGACGAGGAGAUUGACGCGGAUCACAAGUCAAAGAUAGAUGGGGGAGACGCAGACGGUGAGCCCGAGGAGAGCACUCGGGGUAAAAAGCGGAAACACGAGGACGACGAAGAGAAUUGAGGGUUGCCUUAAGCGGAGUUAUCUUACUAGUUCGUAAGUGUACAGCCUCCGAUGCAUCGGACAAUAAACUUGAUCACAACAGAGGUACAGUCAUCCCCAUAGACUAGUUGGCAGCUGUGAGACUAUAUCGCAGGAGUUCCCAACCGGUAGCGUGUUUGAGGCGGCGUAGCGAGAGCCUUACUAUAAAAAAAAUUGACAUGAAAAUAUUUUUGCAAAAAAAGUUGUGAACCCCUGUUCUAGCACCACCCGCUUCUUCUCUUAGUGUUAACUUAAUGUUAACACAUUCACUGCCACCAACGCACAUAAUAAUAUGCGUUCAUCGUAAUACAAGUUUAUUCCUAAUCCACCGCUCCCUGGCAGUGAAUGCGUUUAAGCGCCUCGGCGCCAUCAGAAUUUUUUCUAUCAUUACGAUGUUGAUGUCUUUUGCGUGUAAUCUGUAGUUUGUUGUCCGACAAGUUAAUGUUUCAAUAAAAUUGUUUAUGUAGUAA
Messenger RNA from Cydia splendana, 1582 nucleotides. RefSeq names its product acidic leucine-rich nuclear phosphoprotein 32 family member A (gene Mapmodulin). NCBI's taxonomy places the organism in Eukaryota, Metazoa, Arthropoda, Insecta, Lepidoptera, Tortricidae. The transcript is spliced from 7 exons. Gene Ontology annotation, cellular component: nucleus. Gene Ontology annotation, molecular function: histone binding. The coding region runs from base 186 to 1094 and encodes 302 amino acids. The record is from RefSeq and is a predicted model, not a curated record.